Molecule: messenger RNA, 971 nt
Organism: Paramecium sonneborni
Lineage: Eukaryota; Ciliophora; Oligohymenophorea; Peniculida; Parameciidae
Source: the annotation of a GenBank genome assembly
AUGAUCCUAUUAUAGAUUCAUUAUAAGGCUUAAUUUGGAUAGGCCUUAUAUAUAUCAGGUAAAUCAAAAUAUUUAGGAUAAUGGAAUCCUGAAUAAGCAAUUAGAAUGACUUGGACCUAAGUAUAAAUUAAAUUUCAUUUUAAGGAUGAUAUAUGGGUAACUGAAGUAGCUUAUCAUGAACUUGAAUAUAAAUAUUUCAUUUCUAAUUAUGAUAAAGUUUAAAAAAUAUUUUGGGAAUCAGGGCCUAACAGAAUAACUAAUAAACAUUCACUCGAUGUAUGGAACCAUAGAAAAAUAUAUUUUCAAUGUGUAAACCCAUAGAAUUUUCAAAUUUACAUUUCUGGAUCAUAAUUUUCAAUGGGUUAAUUUUAAAGAAGAAUACGAAUGAAAAAUAAGGAUGGAAUAUCGUAAUAGAAAUUUCUUAUUAAUAUUGAAGAUCCUUAAAUUCAAUAUUAAUAUCAUAUUUUAACAAAAAAUGAGUUUUCAAGUCCUGUUUAUCAAGUUAAUUUAAAUUAAUAAUGUAAAUAGUAUUAAUAUCUUAGAAUAAUAUUAUAAGGAUGCACUACUCAUUUUUUCAGAUGGACUUACUAAUUUAAAGCAUAUGAUAUUUUAGCUAAAUAAAAAUAUAUGUUAUGGAUAUGUACCUAAUAAUCAACAAGAUUAUCAAGCUCUUAAAAAAGCUAACUUAAAGACAAUUAUUGAAUUUUGUAAUAUAAAAGAAUAGAAUCUACUUGAGCAACAAACUAAUUAUGAAGAUUUAGUGCAUUUAAUAGUCAAUCUCUAUCAUUUUAAACAGGAAAACUUUGCGUAAAGAUUACUCUAACUGCUUCAAGUUUUAAUUAAAAAAUAUUAAGUAAAUUAAUAAAAAUAUUACAUAUUUUUAGUUACUCUUUAUUUGCAAUAAUUCUCUAACACAUUUAAGAAAAUAUUUAUAAGCUUAUGAAAAACUCUCUAUUCCUUCAGAAAGAUGA